Messenger RNA from Microplitis mediator, 742 nucleotides. RefSeq lists its product as uncharacterized. The record is from RefSeq and is a predicted model, not a curated record. The transcript is spliced from 2 exons. NCBI's taxonomy places the organism in Eukaryota, Metazoa, Arthropoda, Insecta, Hymenoptera, Braconidae. Bases 152 to 742 code for a protein of 196 amino acids.
UUCACCUCGUACAUCCUAUUUUCGUAUAUUGACAUACUCGACACUAAAUAGCGAGGUCCCCGCUACCUGAGUAGAUGGCUUAAGUGCUUUGACUCAAAAUUAAGGAACUGAAAAACGUGUUUUCGUCAUCUUGGACGUAACAGAAGAUCAGAUGUAUCAGCCUGAUACAUCGCGAUACGAGCGAUGGGUUAGGUGUCCGGAGCCAGCUGUGCAAGAACCUUUUUGUGAUUCCAUAAUGGUUUUGUUUAUGAUGUUUGUUAUUUAUUCGCAGCCUCAAUUGUCCACUUCAGGGACGGUGAAACGCUCGGCAAAAAGGAGUCGGGGCCCUCGUGUGGUACCAGCGAAAAGAGCCUGCCCACCAGCGAAAGGGAAGUUUUUGGAGCUGAGGCGCGUGUACGUGGCUAUGGGGGACCCAAAGAUCGUCAGGGUCCCAUUCAGAGUGACAUUCGCUGAAGGUUACAUGUAUCCGAUCCCUUUCUGCGAUCCGCUGGUUGGAUUGCUGUCACCGAUGACAUCAGUUGAAGCCAGCUGGUUGGUGUCAGCGAUGCCGAGGACCCUCAUGGAACAUUUCGAGUUUGAUACCAUAGUGGCGUUGGUAGCGGGAUUGUGUCCGGUCCAUUUAUGGAAUAUUCUGGAGAUGGCACCUCUUCGAGUCAGAGCAGUUCUAGAAGAGUUCUGGGAGGAGUGCAAGCCGUCAGUGCCUCUCUGCGUAUAUUGUGGCCAGGGCCAUGUCACUUCAUGA